Messenger RNA from Pseudoliparis swirei, 1483 nucleotides. It is a transcript of the gene mtg2, whose product is annotated as mitochondrial ribosome-associated GTPase 2. Gene Ontology annotation, molecular function: GTP binding; magnesium ion binding; GTPase activity. The coding region runs from base 143 to 1396 and encodes 417 amino acids. The transcript has 6 exons. Gene Ontology annotation, cellular component: mitochondrion. The record is from RefSeq and is a predicted model, not a curated record. NCBI's taxonomy places the organism in Eukaryota, Metazoa, Chordata, Actinopteri, Perciformes, Liparidae.
GUCGUUGUCUGUGACGCAGCUCCGCGUUCACGCUGUAGGAAGUAAAUAGUGUCGCUUGAGGUGCCGAAACGAUUAGAAAACAACGUGCGUUCAGAGUUAAAUUACAUUACAUAUCGCGCAUGUCUGUUCGUUGAACGCCACCAUGUUGGCGACGCUGUCGAGGGCUAAGAGCGUACGGCGGCUCGCUGUGGACAUGCGAUCAUAUUACAUGGUCGGGACGGAGGUCAGGAGAAGCGAGAGCCGCAGCGGUUGUUCCGCAGCAGCGGCGGCGGCAGUAGCAGCCGCGUGGAGGCGCAGAGUCCCCGGUGGGGUCAGAGGGGUCAGCACCUCCUGUCCGCUGAGCUCCAAGGCCCGAGGACACCAGAAGAUAGAGCUGUCCGAAAAGAAGCUGACCCGGUACUUUGUGGACCAGCGUCGCGUGAAGCUGAUGGCCGGUUCAGGCGGUAAAGGGGCCUCCAGCUUUCACAGCGAGCCCCGAAAAGAGUGGGGCGGACCGGAUGGAGGGAACGGAGGUGAUGGAGCAAGCAUCGUUAUCAAAGCGGACAAGUUUGUCAAAUCGUUGGCGCAAGUGGUUCCGAUCUACAAGGGAGAGGACGGGCAUUCUGGGGGGAACAAGAACUGUUACGGCAAGAACGGCGUCCAAUCGUAUAUUCGGGUACCAAUGGGCACCGUUGUGAAGGAACACGAAGAGAUGGUGGUGGACCUCUCCGAGCACGGCCAGGAGUACCUGGCCGUAUUCGGAGGGGCCGGUGGGAAGGGGAACCGCUUCUUUCUCACCAAUGAGAACCGCGCCCCGAUGAACACGACCCCAGGAGCGACGGGCGAGGAGAGGGUCCUCCAGCUGGAGCUCCGCACCAUGGCCCACGCCGGCCUGGUGGGGUUUCCUAACGCUGGUAAAUCGUCCCUGCUGAGAGCCAUCUCCAAUGCUCGGCCUGCGGUGGCCGCGUACCCUUUUACCACGCUCAAUCCACAUGUGGGAAUCGUCAACUACAGGGAUCACGAGCAAGUUGCAGUUGCCGACAUCCCGGGCAUCGUCCGAGGGGCCCAUCUCAAUCGAGGCCUCGGCAUCGCGUUCCUGCGGCACAUCGAGCGAUGCCCUUUCCUCCUCUACGUUCUGGACAUGUCCACUCCGGAGCCCUGGGUCCAGCUUCAGCACUUGCAUUACGAACUGGACCAGUACGAGCCCGGUCUCUCCCAGCGGCCUCAGGCCAUCGUGGCCAACAAGAUGGACCUGCCCGGGGCCCGGGAGAAGAUCGAGGCCCUGACGAGCCGCGUCACCCAGCGGGUCAUCCCCGUGUCGGCUCUCACGGGUCAGAACACGGAGGAGCUCAUCCUCCACCUCAGAGAGCUGUAUGACGGCUACCUCUGUGGGGUGAGCAAACCCACCAGGUGGUAGUAAAAAGGGACAUUUUUAUGAUGAAUAUAUUUAUACUAGAAUGUAUUUAAAUUGCAAAAUAAAUAUAUAAACAAACAAAAAAUUCAA